This is a messenger RNA of Linderina pennispora, 1290 nucleotides long. RefSeq lists its product as uncharacterized. The transcript has a single exon. The record is from RefSeq and is a predicted model, not a curated record. Bases 217 to 1017 code for a protein of 266 amino acids. NCBI's taxonomy places the organism in Eukaryota, Fungi, Kickxellomycota, Kickxellomycetes, Kickxellales, Kickxellaceae.
ACACUGGGUUGACCAAAAUAUCUCAGCUUUAUCGUCACUGUCUCAUUCGGGCUCAGCGCACUGUUCCCCCGGCCAAUUUCCUCGCUGGAAUUCAGGACAGUAUUGCCAAAAAUCACAUAUAAACCAGUAUCUCCCUCCCGGUCACGCCUUUGCCCCGAUUUUCAGCCCUCCAUCUCUCAUUUCGCUUCUGCUCCGCAGGCCCUACCAUUCCUUUCGAUGUAUCUUUCACAACAGAUAGUCGAGACCACGGCUCACAGCGCUAAUGCUGUCGUUCUGGAUACGGUUCAGCGCAACCUGGUGCUUGCACAGCUGGCAGCCCAGCGGUCUCUCACCACACAGGAGCAGUUUGAGCUCACACCCGAGUCGCUCGAGGCAGGCCUCAUCGAGACCGGCUCCCACGCGAACCGGCCGACGCUGGCCGAACGCCUGCGCAAGUCGAUUUCGCGGGCGCGCGACGCCCUGAUGCUCCGGCAGCCGCCUGGCUACUGCCGUGGCGCCUGGUCGAUCAUCAACGACAUCCCGUACCCUCCGCCGCCGCCGUACGCCGGAAACAGCCGGCCGCCAUCCUACGAUGAUGCGAUGGAGAUUGGGGUGAUUGCCUCGCCGAUGCGCGUCGCCGAGCAGCGCAGCCAUGGGGGUGUCAGGCGGACGACGUCGACGCCGGGGCUGACUUCUCUGGCGCAAGGCGAGCAGGGCUUGCUGAUCGACAGUGCAGGCGAAAAUGACUUUUUGCCGGCUGGGCCGCUGCCUGGCGAGGAGCUGCUCCCGGAAUACCCCGGCGCCGGCGAGCACGUCUGCUCGUCGGAGGUUGUUAGCCAGUGGCAGCUGGGGGAGCGUGCAAUCGAGAAGCCCCCCAUUCACCCGCGCGGGUACCGGUACCCGGCAGCACGCAGGGCGUCCGAGCCGGGUGUGCCGCAGAGCUCAGUGCCUGCACGCACCACCGAUCAUUUGGGUUCGCGCAGCCUUGGGUGGACUCUGUUCAGCAGCUCAUCCCAUCGCCCCUCGACGUCGUCGUAGAAGCGCAUUCUCUCUCCCGUUUCCACCCGUCCGUUUCCCACAUUCGCACUCUUGUACACCAUGUCUCUUCUGUCUAUAGUUCACUUUCGCAAUCCAUAUCUCGCUGAUUACACUCCGCAGCAGUGCUCAGCCUCAAUCACACAAUCGCAAUGCUCCCUGCGCAAUUCUGGCGAGCUCUAGCGGAACAUAUUGUAUUAAAAAAACCAGUUGCGAGGUUGGCAUCAAUCAAAGCAUCACGCAAGCAAUGGUUCAUUCCGGGCGCGCUGAGCUUCG